AUGUUCCCAUAUUAUCACAUUGUUGAACGCGUUAUCGGAAUUUUUGGAAUAAUUAUAAACGCCACUUUGAUCUACUUGAUAGCGAAAAAGACGGUGACUAAACUGGGCAACUACAGGUUUUUGAUGAUGCAUAUAUCCUUAUUUGAGCUUGGGUUUUCCGUCCUUCAUGGAAUUACUGUCCCCAUAAUGUAUACAUCAGAAUGUAUGAACUUUUUAGUAUUGCGUGUCGACAAAAGUUUGCUUCCAAAGCCUCUACUUGAACUUCUUGCUGUCAUAUUCUGUAACAUGUUCGGCAUGUCAAUUUCUCUAUUUGCAACUCAAUUUAUUUAUCGGUAUCUGGUGUUAAGCAGAAAUAAAAUGCUUCGUCACCAUGAUGGUCGUACAAUUGUGUACAUGAUUUUGUUCAACUUACUUUUUGGUGCAGUUUGGGGAGUAUUAGCUUGGUUCACAAUGAGCCCAUUUCCGGAAGCUGAUCAAAUAUUGAGUGAAAAUUUCGCUUUGCCCAACGGUUUGAGUAUAGAGCAAGUAGCAUAUGUUGGAUUCAUAUUUUACAUCUCUGACGAAACCAGCAACAACCUACGCGUACAUUGGGAGUCUGUGAUUGGAAUUGGAAUUCAAUGUGUUUUCAUAAGCAUUUCAUUUUGCCUAAUAUUCAUAUUUGGGUUCAAGUGCUACCGACAAACUCGCAAAUUCGUAUCGUCUCAAUCAACAAACGCAAUCAACCUUAACUCACAGUUAUUCAAUGCUCUGGUUCUACAAACAAUAAUUCCAAUAUGUUUGAUGCAUUUUCCAGCUACCAUUGUAUAUAUGGCAGCAGGUUUGAACAAGUCAAAUGAGAUCUUUGGACAACUACUGUCCCUUUUUAUUUGUCUUUAUCCGGUUUUGGAUCCACUGCCAAACUUUUUCAUAAUAAAAAGUUAUCAGAAAGUUGUGAAAGAUUUCUACUCGAAAAUUCUUCGAAGACAGCCACCCAGUACUAUUGUGCGACCUGGUUCAAAUCGAACGCUGGCAUUUCCUAAUGCUUCAUCUAUUGUUCAUUUGACAUGAUAUUAAUAACCCACCACAUGAACAGGAUAUCCUUUGUUUGUCAUGGGUGCUCUUUUGUAUCUUCUAAAUCCUUGAAGUUUUUCAAUAAAUUGCACUUGUUGACU
Molecule: messenger RNA, 1151 nt
Organism: Caenorhabditis elegans
Lineage: Eukaryota; Metazoa; Nematoda; Chromadorea; Rhabditida; Rhabditidae
Gene: str-245
Product: Seven TM Receptor
Exons: 6
Coding region: 1-1047 (348 amino acids)
Biological process (GO): detection of chemical stimulus involved in sensory perception of smell
Source: RefSeq, marked reviewed